Pteropus alecto (black flying fox) is the source of this 3262-nucleotide messenger RNA. It is a transcript of the gene SEZ6L, whose product is annotated as seizure related 6 homolog like. NCBI's taxonomy places the organism in Eukaryota, Metazoa, Chordata, Mammalia, Chiroptera, Pteropodidae. Gene Ontology annotation, cellular component: endoplasmic reticulum; neuronal cell body. The record is from RefSeq and is a predicted model, not a curated record. The transcript has 16 exons. Gene Ontology annotation, biological process: synapse maturation. The coding region runs from base 599 to 3262 and encodes 887 amino acids.
AGGGAGGGAGGGAGGGAGGGAGGAGGCAGCCCCUUUAUCUGUGGAGUGAGCUGUGCCAGUGUCCUGAUAAGCCUUGGGUGCUACUUUAGAAGGGCCACCCUCAAAGUCUGACAGAAGGUGGAGGACCUAAGCCCUCCAGCUUCAAGCUAACUGGCAUCUUUUCUACUCUUCCCAAGAUGCGCCACCGGAGGGAGACGCCAACCCUUCAGGUACUUACCUUCUGCCCUCAGGAGCACUGAGGAGCACCAGUCUGAGCAAAGACAGCCUGGAAGAGAGAGUGACAACAGCCCCUCUGAGUCCCGUGCAGUCGGGGGAAGAGCUUCGCGAGCUGGAGCAGGAAGGGACAGUCCCUUCCGCACACCCAGAACCCUCCUCCCUGUCCACGCUGCUUCCGGAGGAAGCCAGCCCCCAGCUCGCCUUCCUCCCCAGGAAGAAGCUGCCUUCACUCAAGCAGGUGAACUCAGCCAGGAAACAGCUGAGGCCAAAGGCCACCUCCGCAGCAGCUCUCCCAAGGGCGGAGUCCCAGCCUGCAUCCCCAGGCCUGGGUCUCCUCUCUUCUGCCACUGAGAAGCCUAGCCCACCGGGAGACCCCGACCCCAUGGCCUCCGCAGGUGAAGAGAUGCUUCGACUACCAUCAGAGGAGCCCCUGUGGCUGAAUCGGAAGGAAGGUGCAGUCCCCACCACGCCUGCUCCCCUGCAGAUCUCCCCCUUCACCUCACAACCAUACGUGGCCCACACACUCCCCGAGAGCCCGGACCCUGGGGAGCCUGCCAUGUCUGAUGAGACCCACGAGGCUCCUCCUGAGGACGCCAGUCCCAUGAACUUGAUGGACAAAGGCGAGAACGAUCUGACCGGGUCAGCCUCCGAGGAGAGCCAGGAGACCACGACGUCCACCAUCAUUACCACCACGGUCAUCACAACUGAGCAGGCGCCAGCUCUCUGCAGUGUGAGCCUCUCUGAUCCCGAAGGGUACAUCGACUCCAGUGACUACCCACCGCUGCCCAUCAACAGCUUCCUAGAGUGCACAUACAAUGUGACGGUCUACACUGGCUACGGGGUGGAGCUCCAGGUAAAGAGUGUGAACCUGUCCGAGGGGGAGCUGCUCUCCAUCCGCGGGGUGGACGGCCCCACCCUGACCGUCCUCGCCAACCAGACGCUUUUGGUAGAGGGGCAGGUAAUCCGAAGCCCCACCAACACCAUCUCUGUCUACUUCCGGACUUUCCAGGACGACGGCCUCGGGACCUUCCAGCUACACUACCAGGCCUUUAUGCUGAGCUGCACCUUUCCCCGCCGGCCUGAGUAUGGGGAUGUCACAGUGAUGGACCUGCACUCCGGUGGGGUGGCCCACUUCCACUGCCACCUGGGCUACGAGCUCCAGGGCGCCAAGACGCUGACGUGCAUCAAUGCCUCUAAGCCCCAUUGGAGCAGCCAGGAGCCCAUCUGCUCAGCCCCUUGCGGAGGGGCUGUGCACAAUGCCACCAUCGGUCGCGUCCUCUCCCCAAGUUACCCUGGAAACUCCAAUGAGAGUCAGUUCUGUGUGUGGACAAUUGAAGCUCCAGAGGGCCAGAAGCUACAUCUGCACUUUGAGAGGCUGUUGUUGCAUGAAAAAGACAGGAUGAUGGUCUACAGUGGGCUGACCAACAAGUCCACUCUUCUCCACGACUCCCUUCCAACCGAGAGCGUCCCUUUCGAGGGCUUGCUGAGUGAGGGCAACAGCAUUCGCAUCGAGUUCACGUCCAACCAGGCACGGGCGGCCUCAGCCUUCAACAUCCGGUUUGAGGCCUUUGAGAAAGGCCACUGCUACGAGCCCUAUAUUCAGAAUGGGAACUUCACCACAUCCGACCCAACCUAUAACAUCGGGACCAUAGUGGAGUUCACCUGCGACCCCGGCCACUCCCUGGAACAGGGUCCAGCCAUCAUUGAGUGCAUCAAUGUACGGGACCCGUACUGGAAUGAUACCGAACCCCUGUGCAGAGCCAUGUGUGGUGGGGAGCUCUCUGCUGUGGCUGGGGUGGUGCUGUCCCCAAACUGGCCAGAGCCCUAUGUGGAAGGUGAAGAUUGUAUCUGGAAGAUCCACGUAGGGGAGGAGAAACGGAUCUUCUUAGAUAUCCAAUUCCUGAAUCUGAGCAACAGCGACAUCCUGACCAUCUACGACGGUGAUGAGGUCAUGCCCCACAUCUUGGGGCAGUAUCUUGGGAACAGUGGCCCCCAGAAGCUGUACUCGUCCACACCAGACCUGACCAUCCAGUUCCACUCGGACCCUGCUGGCCUUAUCUUUGGAAAGGGCCAGGGAUUUAUCAUAAACUACAUCGAGGUGUCAAGGAAUGACUCCUGCUCAGAUUUGCCCGAGAUCCAGAACGGCUGGAAAACUACUUCUCAUACAGAGCUUGUGAGGGGAGCCAGAAUCACCUACCAGUGUGACCCUGGCUACGACAUCGUGGGAAGCGACACCCUCACCUGCCAGUGGGACCUCAGCUGGAGCAGCGACCCCCCAUUUUGUGAGAAAAUUAUGUACUGCACCGAUCCUGGAGAAGUAGACCACUCAACCCGCUUAAUUUCGGAUCCCGUGCUGCUGGUGGGCACCACCAUCCAGUACACGUGCAACCCCGGCUUUGUGCUGGAAGGGAGCUCGCUUCUGACCUGCUACAGCCGCGAGACGGGCACUCCCAUCUGGACUUCCCGCCUGCCCCACUGUGUUUCGGAAGAGUCCCUGGCAUGUGACAACCCUGGGCUACCUGAAAACGGGUACCAAAUCCUGUACAAGCGACUCUACCUGCCGGGAGAGUCCCUCACCUUCAUGUGCUACGAGGGCUUCGAGCUCAUGGGUGAAGUGACUAUCCGGUGCAUCCUGGGACAGCCAUCCCACUGGAACGGGCCCCUGCCUAUUUGUAAAGUUAAUCAAGACAGCUUUGAACACGCUUUAGAAGCAGAAGCGGCAGCCGAGACAUCAUUGGAAGGGGGAAACAUGGCACUGGCUAUCUUCCUCCCCGUCCUCAUCAUCUCCUUACUGCUGGGAGGAGCCUACAUUUACAUCACCAGAUGUCGCUAUUACUCCAACCUCCGCUUGCCCCUGAUGUACUCCCAUCCCUACAGCCAGAUCACCGUGGAGACUGAAUUUGACAACCCCAUUUAUGAGACAGGGAAACUACAGACCUCCAUUAAAGCAUGUGACAGCAACCUCUUCCAGGGCCAAGCCUAUGACUUCUUAUAUGUCCCUGCUCCUCUGAUCGGGGGCCUGGAGUAUAUUACACACACUCUGUGA